Messenger RNA from Agrilus planipennis (emerald ash borer), 1136 nucleotides. Its product is annotated as postreplication repair E3 ubiquitin-protein ligase RAD18-like. The transcript has 3 exons. Bases 284 to 967 code for a protein of 227 amino acids. The record is from RefSeq and is a predicted model, not a curated record. Gene Ontology annotation, molecular function: microtubule binding; single-stranded DNA binding; ubiquitin protein ligase activity. NCBI's taxonomy places the organism in Eukaryota, Metazoa, Arthropoda, Insecta, Coleoptera, Buprestidae. Gene Ontology annotation, biological process: protein monoubiquitination; cell division; chromosome segregation.
CUUUCCUUUGGUAGAAACGAAUGUAAAUUUUUCGAAGUUUUACUAUCAAUUUUGUCUUGUGAAGGUUAUCUAUCCCCUAUACAAUAAACACUCGAGAGUCUUUGUUUUAAUUUGUACUAAUAUUUUUCCUUAGAAUCAUUAAGUUUAUUUCGUUGCUUAGGAUUCGUAAUAAAAGUUGUAAUUAAUAAUUUCUGUGCAGGACAGUAUAAAAGCUUUUUUUUGUUGUCAGUUUUUAUUUUUUACUGCCUUAUAAAACUUAUAUAAUAACUGUGGAUUAUUAACAAUGGUGCCAAGUAGCAUCUUGUUAGAUAUUUCAUUAUUGGAAAAGAUUAAGGAGGAAUUAAUAUGUAGUAUUUGUGAAGAUGAAUUCAGAGAUGCCGUGAUUUUCCACUGUUCUCAUACUUAUUGCAAAUCGUGCAUCGAAGAAUGGCUCGUUCGACACAACACCUGCCCUAUUUGUAUUCAAUUAAUUAUCGAAGCACCAGUUAAAAAUCUUCUUAUAAACAGAUUGAUAGGUUUAAAACAGCAAUAUGAAUCGGAAAAGAUGAAAGUCACAUCAUCAAGUGCUUCGCCUAAAAAACAGGAAAACUGUCCACCACAAAGUGUUAAGAAAUUGUUCACUGAGUUGCCACAUUUGGAUGAAGACGAGUUUAAAAAUCUUCCUCGGUAUCUAGUUGGAAGUAUAAAGAUGUAUGAGAUUAAUACUUUUAUCAGUGCAAUUAAUGAUGGAUUAAAGAAGAAGUACAGGAAAAGAGCGAAACCCGUAGUACCAUUGCCCUUUAGAAGGACAAGUUCUGAAUACACUUUCAAAACGUAUGGAUUUUUAACUGAAGGCGAAUUACUGAACGAACUUAAAUGUAACGUUUUCAACAAAAGGGAUUUGAAGAUUUUUGUUAUUCUUAAAAGGCUUCGUAUAACCCUGUUGAAGAAGGACAAUUGCACAUAUAUCCUUCCAGUACGAAAAUAAUACAUUGAUGAAAUGUUUUUAAAUUUCGAACAAUACCAAUUUGUGAUUUUUAAAUCUGUUCUAGGUACUUUACAUUUAUAACAAGUCAAAACAUAAAUGUACACAUAUGUAUGCUCUGGCUUGUUGUAAAUGUGUUAUUUAUGCAUGUUUUACCUUAUAUAUAUUUAUG